CCUGACUUGCAAGUCGCCAGUUCUGAGCUAGCUUCAGAGAACAGAGAAAUGGAAAACUUAAGGAAGCUAGAAGAGUUGCAGACAACGAUGAUGUUAAUGCAAUCACACGGUAUCGUAUCCGAUUCAUCCGACCACGACUCUAAUCGCUUCGUCUCCAACCUCAUCCGUUUCAUGAUUCAACCUUGUGGAGAACUUGACUUGGGAAAGAAGUGUGCUUUGGUUUCUGAAUUCAUUCCAAAGAUUUCUUCCGGGUUUCUUGAGAAAGCCGCAACCUGCCUCACUGAAAAAGGCUUUCAACAUGUCUUUGGAGAGGAUUUAGAGCAAAACUGUGUGGACCAGACUGAUUAUGGAGAGAUGGCUGUGAUUGGGCUUGACGCAAUGCAGCGGGCAAAUUCUACCCUUGAAGAUUUUUGCAGAUCUUAUUUUAUGUUUCAUGGGAUGGAUGUAAACAAACCACAGGAACUAUUCAAAUACUUACCUGCGCUUUCAUUCACAGAAAGUUAUAUAUAUCAGCUGGAUAGUUUGAAUGAGAAAAUACUGCAUGCACCACACAAUGGAGAGAAGAUUUUAGAAAAAGGAUACGAGGAAACAGACCUGGGGUUGAUUGUUAAAUUUAUAAAAGUUUUUAAAAACGAUCCAUUUAGACCACUAGCUGCUCUACUUGGCUGUCAUGGACUUUUUACAGAGAGAAUAAGAGAAGAAUUCAAGCACGGAGAAGAGUAUUGGACUCUUGAAAGAAGGCUUUGUUGUUCUCUGGUUGACCAUAAGGAGAUAUCUGUUGAAGAUGUGAUAAAGGCAAUUCAUCUCAAAUCUUUCGAUUAUAGAGUGCUGAACCUUCUUCUGUACCAGUUGAGAGGAAUGCAGGUUAAUGAGGUGCAUAUGGAUUUCCUUUCAAUCUCGGAGUUCCUAGUGGAAGUAGCUGAUGAUCUGUUUGACUAUGAGGUGGAUGAUGUUUUAGAGAAUAAUUUCAAUAUUCUGCGCAUGUUUGUCAGAAUUUAUGGAACUUCUGCCCCUGCUAUGUUGGCAAAAUACAUAGCCGAAGCUGAAAAAAAGUACAACUUAUUAUUAAAGACUUUGGAUUCCCAAUUGUCCUUGCAUUACCAUAAAAGAUGUGAAGAAGCCACUCGAGAAGGAGGGAGUAUGUCAAAACAUCCUCUUGGGACAUGGAGUAUACCGAAACUGAUAGUAGACGAAGAAUUGUACCGAUCAAAUGUGAUCAAAUGUGUUAGAUACUAAGUGGGAAAUGUAAAUGGUUUAAACUCCUGUUAAAAUUUGAAUCUGGUUUAUCUUGUAUGGUAGUAAAUUAAAUGUAUACUCAAAGCUGAGGGACAGAAUUGUCAUGGAUACAUCAUUUAAGUUGAGUCCUAAUCUUCCAAACCAAAAGCUUUGUAAUGUUUUUGUUCAAAACAUUUUAUUCGGAGAAACUGCAUUUUAUA
Messenger RNA from Humulus lupulus (European hop), 1436 nucleotides. RefSeq lists its product as uncharacterized. The coding region runs from base 49 to 1236 and encodes 395 amino acids. NCBI's taxonomy places the organism in Eukaryota, Viridiplantae, Streptophyta, Magnoliopsida, Rosales, Cannabaceae. The transcript is spliced from 14 exons. The record is from RefSeq and is a predicted model, not a curated record.